UUUACAAAAUUAGUGCGCCAGCUGCCGUAGUAACUUUCUCACGCAGUGGAACCUGAAAAUCAGGACAUUUUUCGAUAUUGUACCUCGAAUUUGUAUCCUAUUGGAAAUAUUAUUGUUUGAUUGUAAACAGUAUCACCUGACCAAUCGGAAAAUUAUCGAUAUGAGGGACUGAUUUUGUUGAUUUCUUCGGAAUUCUACCUUCUUUCGAAAGAUUUUAGCCGCGUACGUGCGCUAGAUUCACACCGGUAUCAUAAUGAAUAACAGGCGAUCUAUCCGUGACCGCGACCGAGUCGUGAAAACGAACAGUAGUAACACCGGCAGGGCAAAUCGGGGGUCUGCCAGGAAUUCUGUUCCACAGAAUGCUUCCCCUCCUACCACAUCUCUAAAGAGUCUGCAAGGUUUAUAUGCCAACCAACACUUUGUCCAUGUGGCCAGUGUGGCAAAAGGCUGUACAGCAGAGCUUCAGGUCAAGAGUGGUAAAAAGUUUGAGGGAAUCCUGACUACAGUCUCCCCGAUGGGUGAAGUUGAGCUGCGCCUAGCCCAUCCUAUUGAUUCUAGCGAUAACUCAGUGGUACCAACUCCCGAUUUAGUUACCGAUAAAAUGCUGUUCAAGUCCGCAAGCAUUGUGUGCAUCAACAUUAAAGAUGUCGACAUGGAAUAUGCAAGUAAAGGAGCUGAUGCUUUCCAGACUGAUGGGGAGAUAUCAUCAAGGAAGCAGAAUGGACAGGUUUCAGAACGGGAGCUUGAGGCAUUUGAAUCUGAUGCUAAUCUAGGAGAUCUAAGUCUGGGAGAGGACCCCCUUUCAUCAGGAAGUGCUAAUGGCUGGAGUGCAGAAGACAUGUUUAGAAGGAAUGAACAAAUGGGUGUCAAAUCAUCCUAUGAUAGCAACCUUGGCGAGUACACAACUCCAUUAGAAAUGAAAGACACGGACGAUUAUCAGAGGAAGGUUAUAAGGGCUAAUCAACUGGCCAAGAAGAUUGAGGGUUCUAGUGAUUACAUGGUUCGAAUCGGUAAGGAAUUGGAGACUACAGAAGAAGACAGGUUCAGUGCAGUAGUACGUCCAAUGAACCCUCCACAGUCUGGUCAUAGUUCUUCCUCUUCUCCUGUUAGUGCUUCCAGUAAUGAGGGCCAUAAUAGCAGGUAUGUGCCUCCAGCUUUGAGGAACAAGCAAGAUGGCCCAUCGUCAAACAGCAGCGGGGGACCCCCUGGUCACCAUCAUCGGAAUCACCAACGGGCCACCCCACCUCCUGUACUGCCCCUGCACAGUGCGGCUGGCCGCAACAGGGCGCAGUCCCCCCACAUGCAUCCCCCACACCAGCAAUCGUACCAGACGUCUCCCCACAACCUCCCCUCCCCACAGCAGAGGGUGCAAACACCUCCUCAUGGACACCCAGCUGCUAGGAACCAGCAGAUGCCCAUGCAGAUGCAGCAAUCACCUCAACAAUCUCAUAUGGCUGCUAAUCCAAGGUCACCUGUGUCGCAGCCACCCCUCCCUCAAAGGUUACCCUCCAGUGGGAGACGGACUGCCCCUGACAUGGGCAAUCCUAUCAUUCGCUCACCAGUGCAAUCUAAUGUUCCAGCCCCAGCAUCGUCGUCAUCGAUACCGGCCGCUGCGGCUGAUAAACCAUCUAAUAUUGAAAAAUCAGGGGCUGGUCCUCAAGAUGUAGAUAAGAAGGCAUCAGAUGUAACUCAGGCUCCCAGGAUUAUUCCAACCAUGGACAGGAGUCCAAGGGCCGCUAAUGAUUCAAGUAAAAAGCAAACUAUAGAAAAUUUAAAAGAGUUUGGAGAUAAUUUCAUGUUACAAGAUAAGGACAAGGCGGGAGCAGCCACAGCACAAGCUUUCUCUCAACCGGCAUCACCACAUGCAGCAACUGCUACUCAGGGGGCCGCCACACCGAGCACACCAACCCAGCCACCUCAAGAACAACAGCAACAACAACAACAACAAGGCAAGCCUGCUGUUCCUGCUGCUGCAGCACAACCCUUGCAACCAUCAAUACCAUCACCAGGAGGACCAGUUAGUGAGCCGGCAACGUCUGCUCCUUCCAGUUCCUCAGUUCCUCCUGUUGUAGCAACAACACAAACACCUAUCACGUCGUCAACAGUGGCUGCUACUGCAACGUCUACCAUGCAGACGCCUGAAAAAGUCACAACUCCAACCUUGACGGGAGAUGAGAAAAAAGAUGCAGGAGAUGUGGUCAAGAAGUCAACGCUAAAUCCAAAUGCAAAGGAAUUCAACCCACUUGCCAAACCAUUUGUUCCACAGAGGAUGCAACCUCAAAAGACACCUACCCCUCCACGACCACCAUCUCAACCUAGUCCAGCCCCCCAGGUUAUACCUGGUCAGGCCUAUAGUCAGCAGCUCAAUCAGCCCAUCCUUGGAAUACCACUUCCUCAGCCUGUACACUACACCCCGAUCAGGGGAGUGGGACCAAGAAAAGGUGCCACAAACCUGCCCCAGAUCAGAUCGCAUGGCGGUCAACACGACAUUCACAUGUUGCCGGUAUCAAUAGCUGCGGGUCAGCCCUUGGUCGCACCGGUUCCUACCAUGCUACCCUUUACUCCUCACCAGGCUGGUCCUGGUGGUGGCCCCGUCUCUAGUGCUCAACCCAUCAACCAUACCCAGGUGUUAGGUCAUAAUCCCAAUGUGCCCUACGUCUACAACGUCCACCAACAGAAGGCGAUGGGUCCAAGGUUAGCAACCCAACAGAACAUGGUAGCAGCAGGCCAAGCAGGUGGCCAUAGUCAACAUCAGAUAUCACAGGAUCCACAACAGGUCAUGGUCUUUCCACAGAUGAUUCCUGCCGGUAUAAGUAAUUUCCAGCACCCGGGUAACAUCCCCAUCUCGCAGCAGACGCCCAGUCAGAUGCCUACCCCAUACCAUCAAUUCAGCCAGCCCCAGCCCCAUCAGAACCCGACGGUCCAAUAUCAGCACCAACAACCCCACCAGCAGUCUCAUCAGCAGCACCCUCACAAUCACCAGCAUACCACCCCACCCCUCUCCCAUACCCCUCAGGGUCAGAGUCAGGGGAGCGUGAUGCAGCAGGCCCAGGCUGCCCAUGGGGGUAGGCCGUCACCAAGCCCCGUCAAUCAGGCUGCCAUGCACCAGGCCAACCAACAGCAGCAACAGCAGCCACACCAACAGCAACAUCAGCAAUUCCAUCCACAGAACAUGCAAGCCAUGGGUCAACAACAGCAACAGAACCACCAGAUGAUGGCUGCCAUGGUUGCCGCCAACCAGCAGAGUGGUGGCAACGCCAGCGCCCCUCACGCUACCAACAACCACAACCAGCAACAGAACAUCAUCCAACCAAUGCACCCCCACCCUCAACCGGUCAUCCACCAGUACCCCCACACGCCCCAUGCGGUGGCGAAUAUCACCAAUGUUACCCCUGUGCACUCAUCGCCCCACCCCCACCCCAAGCCAGUCUUCCUUUCUAGCAAUCAGGGGCAGCACGGAGGAGGGGCUCAACCUAUCAACAUCCACGGUCAACAUGGCCAACAAUCUAUACUAACAUCACCAGUCCAAGGUCCUUACAUGCAGACGCAGCCAGGUCAAUUACAGCAGGCCCAAGUGCAACAAUUUCAGCCUAAUAAUUGAAGAGAUUUUCAGCAUUAUUUUGGAAAAAAGUCACAAAUAUGCAGUUUAAAACUUGAGAAUGGACUUCAAGUUGUGACAAGUAACAGAGAAUGCUGCAUUAGAAACUUGAGUAUGACAGCUGACAUUGCUGCUACUGUGUGAUUCAAGACUGCCGAUCGAGCAACGAAAAUGUUUGCUUGCCUGUGGAUUUUAUCUGCGCUUCGGUUGUGAGUGUCUUUUUAACCAUGGCUGUAGCAUUCCAGGACCAUUCACAGAGUGAACUGAAUGACAAUUGUGAGAGUGUAGUGAUUAGAACAGGAUUCCAAUCAGCUGAUGCUGCCACUGGACAUUGAAUUGCAAUCAGUUUGCUGACUGGCCGGACUGCUUAGUUAUGACGCUGCGAGUGCAUGGAUACCAAGAAGUACUGGAUGGACAGUGUAGUUGGACUGGUGUAGUGGAACUUAAUGGAAAACCUCUUCGGAACCAUAUGUUUUCAUACCAUGGAAGGAGAUUGCUUUUAACCAGCUUGUUGUUUUGCCUUUUAAGGAAGGACAUACUUUGGAGUAGACUUUAAUAAAAGCUAUACAAUGAAUAAAGAUGCAGAUGACUGCAUGAUGAUGCUGAUGAUAAUAAGGUGACGGUAGUCAUCCAGACUCUGCUUCGAGGCUGCAUUAUCGGGUGGAAGAAGAGCAGAGAGAAAAACUAUGAUAAAAGAAAAAAAAAUAAACACCUGUUUUCAGAGAUUAUAAUGAUAUAUAUGAUACCUUUUAGCCAAACAAUGCAUUUCUGAGGAAUGCUUUUAAAUUGGCCUUCCUCCAGAAAGUGAUUAUAAUGAUGACCAGAGGAAAUCUUUUAAGAGGAUGUUGCAAAGUGAUAGAUUUUAAUCUCCGCCAGGGUACGGUUCAAUUUUAUCUCGGUAAAGCUGAAAUUCUAUUUAUUAACAAAGGGUCAUUCUCUUGAGAAUUGGUAUGAUAUUGGGGAAUACAAAUUUCUUAAAGCUUUGAUAUUGGUCUUGGUUUUCAGAAUACCAAAAACAUUGGGGGAAAUUUGGUUUGAAUCUUAUCAAUAUAGUAGUAUGCUAUUCCCAGGCAAAAUAGACAUAAAUGGAGAUUAUAAAUAAUCACUUAAAAAAAAAAUCACAAAAAUUAUAUAAUGUUCUUGUAUUAAGAGUUUCAAACUGCAAUUGUAGCUCUUCAGGUGGAUCAAGUAAAACAGUUGAAUAAUUGCAACUGAAGUUAAUGGGCCAUGAUAUAUAUCUGAAACUAAUCCACUGGACUCUAUAAAGGUGGGAAUAAAACAGAUACAUUACUCGAUAUAUCAUAUUUGGGAAGGGGUCUGCAGAUUAGUGACUAUAAGUAUUUUGCCUGAUUAUUUGAUGUCACUAAAUAUACAAAGCUAUGUAAACCUUUGCACAAGCGAGGAGGUUUCACUGCGAAGUACUGCCUUGCACUAGGUGUGCAAUAUAACACCCCCACAAAGGGAUAAAAUGGCAGUGCUGUAAACACUCCUAUGUCCCCAACUGCCCCCCGGGAUAAGGAGAAGAGGUUGUGGAGUUGGAAGAUAGAUGUAUUCUUCCAAACAAAUAAGAAAAAUUAAAGGGUUUGUAUGUUUUGGGUAAGGGUUGGCCGGUACAGUCUCAGCUUGGGCUCAAUUUAUUUCAUUAUUUUGGAGUUUUUUUUGCCAUAAGAUAAAACAGUGCUUUCUCCAACAUUUGAUCAUAAUCAUAUUUAUCUUGUGCUUGACAAACAUCUAUUUGACUACAGUUAAUAUAUAUUUUUUGUUGUUUAUUAAUUUAAAUAAUGAAUUGCCUAAUGCUGCCAUUCUUUGAUUUUGCUUUACAAUUGUUUUAUGUGGAGUGGACCUUUUCAUGGAAUAAUUUGCUUCCCACCUCAGUGGAAUAACUACUGUUUAUUCAAGUUUGUUGACAUUCUGUCACAUGACAUUUUUACUUGAUGUUUCACUCAAAAUCUUAAUGAAAUUCACCCGAUACAGUGUGCAUCAGCAGUAAAAGCAAAUUUUUCUGGACCCCAAUUAUCCCAAUAUGUUCAGGUUUGGUAUUACCACUGUGGGUGUGAUGUCAGAAACUAAAAAAGAAACUAAAAAAGAAACUAAAAAAGAAACUUCAAAAUGGCAAUGUUUUGAUGCAACAAAUCUCGGGUUCUAAUUCCAUACAAUUUUCUUUACUUUCAUCAUAGUAUUGCAUAUAGGUAAUGUCCCUAUAACACUGAUGGUUUGUGCAACAACAGAUUUGGGAUGAAAAGUUCAGUUUAGGUACAGUCCUACAGAAAGCACAGCAGAAGAGACUACAGAUUGUCUUGAAUUCACAGCUCUAGUUGUUUCUCAUUUGUAACCUUCAACUCAAAACCAUAAGUUAUUCACUUUAGAAUAGACCUAUAUAUAUCAUACUGUAAUGAGAUAUUUUGCAUAAAUGCCUACAAAAUAGCCAAUUAGUCGGUUCAUCAUGAAUUGUUCCCCAAUUAAUGACAACGAAGAUCUUUACAAUAUCUUUUUAAUGUGAAGAUUUUAGAUGAAAAAAAAUAUACGUCCCAUGAUAUGAGUGUAUAAGCUGCAAAUCUUUGAGUGUGAGUCUUGUGUCCUAUUAUUGUUCUAGCCUUUGUCCCACCUUGUUUCACUAGCGUGAAUGAAAAAAAAAAGAACAAAGCAAAAUUGAGAGGUGAAGAUUUUAAAACAUUUUUUAAUACAAAAAUCCAUAAACUGUUUAGUAAGAUUGUAAGCAUGGGGAUCAGCUUAUCCAAGCUGUUUAUUUGCACUCUUGAGAUAAAAUUCCUUUAAUAAAACAAGCUGAGACUUA
Molecule: messenger RNA, 6392 nt
Organism: Lytechinus variegatus (green sea urchin)
Lineage: Eukaryota; Metazoa; Echinodermata; Echinoidea; Temnopleuroida; Toxopneustidae
Product: ataxin-2-like
Exons: 21
Coding region: 254-3601 (1115 amino acids)
Biological process (GO): cytoplasmic stress granule assembly
Cellular component (GO): cytoplasmic stress granule
Molecular function (GO): RNA binding
Source: RefSeq, a predicted model, not a curated record